AUAGUAAUUAUGGGCAAGGACUUCCUCGUUGCGAGUCCUGUGUGAUCUCCGCUUUAGUCUAAUGGAUGGAAAUGUCUCCUUUGAUCUUCUUGCAUAGUCCGGUGUUGCCGUGUUGGUGGACGGUGGAUGGAGAGAGAGAAAGGUGGAGGUGGGAAGGGGUGACAGGACGGAUGCGGGAGUAGAUAUAUGGUUCGGGUGGUGAAUAUAUGGUUCGCGUGGAGGUGGUGUUUCUAAUUUCUAUGGCUGCCAUUGAUGAUGAAGCUUUGAGGAGAGAGGAUGAAGAAGGUAAAGUGAGUUAACAGAGUUAGGAAAGAAUACCAUCCGUUUGUUCCCCUUCAUUCUCACUCCGGUGCUCCCGAAGUAUAAGUCUAUCACCAUGCGUCAGCUCUCUUCCUCCUCUCAUCAUUAGUUCUUCCUCCGCUGCCAAAACCACUACGACCACCGCUAAUUCGGCAAUGGAGGACAUCAUCCGAACCCCCCUUUGAAUUAUCGGGUCUGGACCGUCGGCCCACACCGCAGCAAUCUACGCAUCACGGGCCCAACUCAAGCCCAUUCUCUUUGAAGGGUGUAUGGCCAACGGGAUCGCGCCAGGUGGCCAGCUAACAACCAACACCGACGUGAAUUUCCCCGGCUUUCCUGAAGGAAUUUCGGGUCUGGAUAUUACAGACAAGUUUCGCGACCAAUCGCUGCGUUUCGGUACGCAGAUGUUAUCAGAAACGGUUAAUUCUGUCGAUUUCUCAACGACGCCGUUUAAGGUAUUUUGGGGUCAUUCAAAGACUGUAAUUACUGACUCGGUGAUUAUUGCGACCGGUGCCGUGGCAAAGAAGCUGAAUUUUCCGGGAUGUGAGGAAAACGGAAAGUUCUGGAAUAAAGGGGUAUCGGCUUGUGCCGCAUGCGACGGGGCGUUGCUGAUAUAUAGGAAUAAGCCGUUGGCGGUGAUUGGCGGCGGGGAUUCGGCAAUGGAAGAAGCGAUUUUCUUGACAAAAUUUGGGUCGAAAGUAUAUAUAAUUCAUAGGAGAGGUGAAUUUAGAGCUUCGAAGAUUAUGCAAAAGAGAGCAUUGGAGAAUCCUAACAUAGAGGUGUUGUGGAAUUCGGAGGUGGUUGAAGCAUUUGGGGAUGUGGAGAAGGAGAAUAGGGUUUUAGGAGGGUUGAAGGUGAAGGAUGUGGUUAGUGGAGAGGUUAAGGAUGUAGAAGUUUCUGGGUUGUUUUUUGCUAUUGGGCAUGAACCUGCUACUAAUUUUUUGGAGAAGCAGGUGGCUUUGGAUGAAGAUGGGUAUGUGGUUACCGAACCGGGGACGACGAAGACGAGUGUUAAGGGUGUAUUUGCGGCUGGUGAUGUGCAGGAUAGCAAGUAUAGGCAGGCUGUCACGGCUGCUGGCACCGGUUAGUGUUCAAUUUUGUUUGCUUGGUUUGUUUUGUUCAAUUGUUGUGUUUUACUUUUAUCAAUAAUAACUUUGAAUUGUUUCAAUUAUGAUGAUAAUUUAGGUUGCAUGGCUGCCUUUGAUGAGGAACAUUACUUGCAAGAAAUUGAUGCAGAACAAGGCAAGAGUGAUUGACUAAUUUACCACACCAAGAGGCUUUACAAUUGUUUCCAAAAUUUAGCUCCUGAU
Molecule: messenger RNA, 1610 nt
Organism: Chenopodium quinoa (quinoa)
Lineage: Eukaryota; Viridiplantae; Streptophyta; Magnoliopsida; Caryophyllales; Amaranthaceae
Product: thioredoxin reductase 2-like
Molecular function (GO): oxidoreductase activity
Source: RefSeq, a predicted model, not a curated record